AUCAAAUCCUAAUGCAGUGAAGCUUCAGUUCCGGGGAUUCUACAUCAAGAACAUUCCCUGGAACGAAUCCUACGCAACGGUCGGGUCCACGGAGUUCAACGGCCUCUGCUCCAAGAUCGAAUUCGGCAUGGUGUCGGUCCUGUCGGGCAGCAGCCAAAGGGCCUUCUACCAGAGGACCAUCUGCCUGGCCAACCGACAGGGCAGCGUCAUCUCCGACUUCAACAUGGAAUUCACCCAAGGCGUGAACCUGAGGAUGGUCCUAGACGACAUCGACGCCAAGGCGCUGAUGCCUGAUGGGACUUACCAAGCUGGGGAACUGCGAACUGACUACCUUCCCUCUGGGAGAACACUGACGACGACCAACAUUACCGGAGCGCCUGACAUCAUCAAAGUACAAUCGGACAGGGUAUCCCGUCUCAUGCUGCAAGUCUCUCUACCUUCUGUCGUCGGAGAUACUUCCCAGCGUCACCCGUUCGCACUCGGGCAGAUCGCCCGUCAUUCUCAUUCUGGCCGCUCAGAAGGGAGUCCCCUUCUGCCUGGAGUCACUCGUCUGGCUGGCAUUUUACAGUUGUGUGCUGCUUGUCCGGGAACUCCUGCAGUUGCU
Messenger RNA from Darwinula stevensoni, 604 nucleotides. The record is from the annotation of a GenBank genome assembly. NCBI's taxonomy places the organism in Eukaryota, Metazoa, Arthropoda, Ostracoda, Podocopida, Darwinulidae.